Molecule: messenger RNA, 1471 nt
Organism: Gopherus evgoodei (Goodes thornscrub tortoise)
Lineage: Eukaryota; Metazoa; Chordata; Testudines; Testudinidae
Gene: DMAC2
Product: distal membrane arm assembly complex 2
Exons: 6
Coding region: 347-1243 (298 amino acids)
Source: RefSeq, a predicted model, not a curated record
UUUAUUUUAAAGUGGCGGUGGUAGGGGAGGGAUCAAAACCCCAAACCAAAGAACACGACGGGCUCCUUCUCCGUCUCAUCCCAUCCGUCCAAAGUCCCCGGAUAGCACAUAACAGGCCCAGGACCUUCCAUCCUACAGGUCCUGUCCAGCCCAGCAAUGCCCACUCCCCAGGCAGGCCCAGCAGGGGUUAUAUAAAGGGCUUCCCUACCCAGAACCCUUUGCAGAGAAAGGAAGUCCCUCCCCUGCAUCUAGACUAUUGACAGGUCAUCUAGCCAAUCAGCUCUUUCACCCGCUUGGUUUAUAAGGCCUUCCCCUCCAUCCCACCGCUCAGCUUCAAGGGGCAGAGAUGCCAGUGGGAGGAGGCGGCUGGUCCCAGCAGCUCCCGUUCUGCAAAGAACUCUUCCAUGUCCAGCUGCAGGUCCCGCAGGUCCUGGAUCUCCUGGGCGAUGGAGUCCAGUUGCCAGAGAAGCGCCAGCUCCGGCAAUGCGGGGCCUUUGCCCGCCGUCCGUACAGCAGUGCCGCCUCCCCGGACCCUCAAAAGGGCGGCAUCCUUCAGUACCUCUGUAACCGGUUCUAUGACAUCGAAUACCUCGUCGGCUGGAGCGCGAAGCUUCACUUCAGAAACCUGCGAAGGAAGAACGCGUACUACGGUUACACCAAGGACAUCUACGGAGACAACGUUGCCGCUGCCUUCUUUGUCCUGUCCCACAGAGGAAGAGUGAGGUUUCAAGGCCAGGAGACCUGGUUCUGUGUGGACCAGCGCGGGAAGUACAGCUCCGAUUUCCUGCAGCUCCGAGACGUGCCUGUGGUGGCCAUCGACCUCACGGGCUCCGUGUUGAACUACGAUGGGCUGGAUAACCUAGUGAAGCUGACGGCGCUGAAAUCCCUGGACCUGAGCCGCUGCCCCCAUGUUGACGACUGGACCCUAAACCGGCUGCAUGUCUUCAAGGACAGCCUGGAGGAGCUCUCGCUGGCUGGGUGCCCCCAGGUCACAGAGCGGGGCCUGGCUUGCCUCCACCAGCUCGAGCACCUGCGACGCCUCGACCUCUCGCACCUGCCCUCGGUGCCCACCCCGGGGCUGAUCCGCAUCUUGGUGGAGGAGAUGCUGCCCCGGUGCGAGGUGGUGGGGCUGGGCCCCGGGGACGGACUGGCCCCGGUUUCUGGCGCCCAGACGAGCAGGGACGGAAGGGAGGAGCCCAGCGUCCCCAGUGAGGACAGGAGAGCUGGCGAGAUCCCUGCCUGACGCCCGGCUGCCCUGCCCCUGGCUUUUCCCGAUGCUGAUGGAAGAGGGUGGGAAGAGAUGGCCGCAAGACGUGCUCCCCUCCGAUCACGGACCAUGAAGAACCCCAGCGUCGCCGUAGACUUGUGGGUGUGGCUGGGCGGUCCGGGCCUCCCGCUUUGCUUGCACCUAGGACAGGGCUUGCAAUCAGCAGGACCGCGCUGUGGUCAUUAAAGACCCCUCCCUGUGCUG